UAUUUCAUAAAUUAAAAAAAAAGUCAAACAAAUGAUGUAUAAACUACUGAUAUUAGAUUUUUGUUCAGGUUGUCAGAUGGUUGUUUCUCCAGUUUGAGCUCCAUUUGCGGAAGUGAUUUUAGUAAUUUGCAUCCAGAGCUUUCAUUCAUAAUAGAUGGGGCUUCCAUAAUUGCAACCACAUUUUAUUUAUUUAUUUAUUUAAAUUUUCUCAUUUUGACCCUUUAGGGUCUCCAGAAAGAGAAAAGGAAGGAAGAUUUCAUGAGUUAAUAUCUUUCACCUUUUUUCUAUUCUUUUGUUUUGAAGCAGGAAAUAAAAACAUCUGACAUGUAAACAUCUUUUUUUGACCCAGGAAAAAAGUCUCAGGGGUAAAGUGUGUGUGUGCUCACGUUCACACGUGCUCUAAGCUUCAGUGCACAACAGGAGCCACCAAAUGUGCAUCACACCUCACCUCCAGCUGUUCGCUCUAAUAUAUUUAUUAAGGCUCUUUAAUAGCUGAAUUAGUUAAUUUGUUUUUGUACAAAUGUUAAAUUAAUUUCAAAGAUGAUUUAGUUAAGGUUUGCUUAAAGAACUGUUUCUUUGUGGUUUUCUCGUCUUUUUUUUCCUUUUUUUUGCGCAACGGUUGCAUGAGCCACUGAAACUUACGAGGAUUUCCUGUUCCUACCCCAACACACACGCGCGCACACACACGCGCACAGACACACGCGCACAGACAUUCACACUUGUGCGCACACACCAACGCUGGAAUCUGUUUUAUUCUGGUGCUACGGGUGAGAAAGUCGUACACAGUGAUGGAGAGCUGGCUGCUGAAGCGUCAGCGAGUUUCUGUCUGCCUCAUCGUCACUUUUUUAUCCACAGCGUUUGGCGAUGUGUAUCUCUACGCACAACUCAACUCCUCCAUCGAGUUCUCCUGCAUGUUUCCUGAACAACCCACGCCACCGUUUGCUUUCAGUCUGAGUCGUGAAUGGCUUCAGAAGGAUGCACAAGUGCUGUAUCACAACUUCAGAGUUGAGCCCGAGGUUAAAGCUCUCAGGUUUGAGAAUCGCAUCUGGGACCGACUCGACAUUAACCAAGUCAACGUGAGCAUCACGGACUUGCAGGGUGACGACACCGACGUGUACGUGUGCAUGUUCUACUACAGCGCAAACACAGGCUUUCAGAACCUGUCUGGGAGGGACAAGUUUUUCCUGUAUGUCAAAGCUUACAAUAGCGAGCCGUGCAACUGCUCCAGUUACACACCACUGCUGUUCUCUCUGUCUGCGGCAGCAGGACUGCUCUUCUUCAUCAUCUUCAUCCUCACUGUAGUGCACUGUAUGAGGCCGAGCGCAGGAGGUCCGACAAAGCCGCAGCUCUCAGUUCCCAUCUACGAGGAGAUGAACGGCGUGCGAGAAAAACCGGUCUCUCUCACACAGGAGGAAGACGUCAGUCUCUACAGUCGGCUGAAGAAAGAGAAUCCUUACAGUAACUGAGUAUAUUAUCCAUAAAUAUCUGGACAGUGACCCGGUCUUGAUGUUUCCACUGUACACCAACCCGACGGAUCUGAAACGAAGCCAUCAUUCGAGACGUGACUGAAAUGUCGACUUUCAGCUUUAAUUCGAGGCUUUUAACAAAAAUAUCAUAUUAAUCUUUGAGGAAUUUUACUGCAGUCACCUUCAGUUCCAUGAAAGCAGCUCAGUUGGGUUCACCGACUCAGCCAUUUAAGAACAUUUUUUGCCAUUCUUUGCCUUUAAGAAGCUCUUGUUGCUUUCACCAGAUGUUUUGGAUUGUUAAACAUCUGUACUGUGAAGCUCCACCAAAUAAGUUUUGCAGAAUUUGACUGAAUCUGAGCAGAAAGUAAAUCUCUGUUCACUUCAGAAUUCGUCCUGCUGCUUCUAUCAGCUGUCACAUCAUUAAUAAACGCCCGCGACGCAGUUCCCUCAGCAGCUGUACACGCCCACCUCCACCCACAGUCGCUACAGGCCCCAAUACACAAUCUUCCUUGGUCUUUUUUUACUACAAGUUAUGACAUGGAAAAAUCCCAAAGCUGGGCUUUCCCACGUUAGAAUUCCUGUAUUUCAUAAACCGCUCGCUCCACGGCCAGUCUACCGACCUUAUUCUGAUCAGGAAUCAAUAAAGAUUACUCGGCCCAACAUGUUAUUCAAUUCAAGUCGAUAAUAUUGGUCCAAACGGUCGAUUUGUUUUCAACUAAGAAGAAAACUUCCAGUCUACUCCACCAGUGCGGUCAUUAUGGAAAUCACAUGAUGCAUUGCUGCACGCUGAUUGGUUGAAAGGUGAGUGACGGUGAAUUUGUCCGCAAGAAACCAUGCACCAAUGUUUUGAAUGCGAGCUGUCAAAGUAAGGAACAAAAACAGGACUAAAGGCUCACAACAACACAUCGUGUCAUGGUAUGGAAGGGUCGGAGAUUAAACAAGUAGGACACAAAGUCGAAAUUUAUGAUGCACUAUGUGGCUUCAAAUCAUUCUUCUCAGGUUUAUGUGGGUGCUGAUUGGUGGAUACUGAUGGGUAAAACAGCACGGUGCGUAAGGUUCACGAACACUGUUUUCAGCUUUGGCCAAUCAGCACGCAGGAAUGCAGUCACAUGAUUUUCAGUUGUGUAGGAGACGAACUUUUUGGCUCGAUUCAGAAACUCUGCAGCAGGGGACACUAAUAUUGAUUUGAAGUUGCUGACAUGUUGAUCUGGGAAACCUUUAUUGUUUUGUGAUCAAACGGAGACGAACAGACGGUAUGCAGAGUGGAACGCUUAUGAAUUACAGCUUUGAAGAAAAGACAGAAAAAGAAAGCACAACUUCAUUCAUCUCACACUUGUGAAAUUUCCUCUCUGCAUUUAACUCAUCUGAAGCAGUGAACACACACACGUGAGCAAUGAGCACACACACACACACACACACACCCAGAGCAGUGGGCAGCCAUGCUAACAGCGCCCGGGGAGCAGUCGGGAGUUUGGUGCCUCGCUGAAGGGCAUCUCAGCCCAAGGCCGUCCCAUAUUAACCUAACCGCAUGUCUUUGGACUGUGGGGGAAACCGGAGCACCCGGAGGAAACCCACGCGGACACGGGGAGAACAUGCAAACUCCGCACAGAAAGGCCAUCGCCGGCCGCUGGGUUCAAACCCGGAACCUUCUUGCUGUGAGGCGACCGUGCGAACCACUACACCACCGUGCCACCCUGGGGAUUUUUCCAUGUUGUAAGUUGUAGGAAAAGAAGCGCCAGGAGGAGGAGGAUGAUUGUGUAUCGUGGCAUGUAGUGACUGUGUGUCCACCGUGUUUAAUAGAUGAUGUGGUUAUGCUCUGGAUCAUGAACCCUUCCUUUCCAGGAAGGAAAACUGGAAUCCUGAAUUUUAGGGAUAAAAUUAGCUCAUGUUUUAAGUCGUUCAGAUUCUGUAAAGCUGCUUUGCGACAAUGUUUAUUGUUAAAAGCGCGAUACAAAUAAACUUGACUUGACCUUCUCCAUGCUUCUCUCGAACCAUCGUUCUGGUCCACAUUCAUCUUGGGUUCAUCUGUCCAAAGAAUCUUGUUUCAGAACCGGGCAGCGUUCUUAUAUUUAAAUGUUUUCCAGUCAAGUCUAAUCUGGCCUUUCUGCUCUUGAGUGUUAUCAGUGAUUUGUAUCUUAAGGUAAAAACCCUGUGUUUCCAUUCAUGAAGUCGUCUCUUGAUUGAAGACUUUGAGAGCGAUAACCCUCCCUCCUCCAGACUGUUCUUGACUUGGCUAGAUGCUAUGAAGGUGUUUUUCUUCUAUGAUCAUCCACGUUAGUUGGUUUCCGUGGUCUUCCAGGGCUUUUGGUGUUGCUGAACCGUGUUCCUUUUGUUUAAGAAUAUACCACAUUGUUGCUUUGGUCGCUCCUAAUUCUGCUCUCUCUCUCUCUCUCUCUCACCUGUUUUUUGUUUUGUUUUUUGCCUCCUUCACUUGAAUCGACACCUCUUUGCAGUGCACAACUCCAGAUGUUUUCUCUCUUUAAUCUGUCAUGAAGUAAUGAGGGAACAGGCCACAGCUGGCUAUGACACUGCUUCAGUCAAUUACUUCUGAGCUUCUGAAAUGAAAAUGGAGGAACUGUGUAAAAAAAAAAAGCUAUAAUUCCUGAACAGUUAAUGUGAUCUUAUGUCGAGUUUCCCUCUCGAAUCACAAGGGCACUCCAGAUGUCUCGAUUUCUCAUUGCAGAUUCGAGGUCCUCUGGUCUCAGUCCAGCAUCUGACUGUAAUCUGUUUCUGAAAGUCAUCGGUGGCCUGCCAGGUUUUCUCCUUCUGUGUUUCGGCCUCCAGGGUAUUAAAUCAGCAACUACCUCACUGUCCCUUCUGAAGCAAUGCCCCGCAAAGCGUAGUCUUCUGGUGGUGGGACUUCUGGUUUGAGACCCUUGGCAGUUCCCCAUACAGCUCCUUGUUGAUUCCAGUGAAUGUUAAAAUCUGUUCUUGCCAUCAUGAUUUUUCUGUUGCUACUAAAUGACUGACUGCGGUCGCAACUCCUGCAGUAUGGUUUAUUGUGCGAGUUAACCUUCUUCUUGGCCAUUGUGAGGUAACCUGUGUUACAGUAUCUCACUGCCACCCUUUGCUCUUUGUCGCCCCCGUCUUCUACUGGGGAUGACGCGCUGUACAGGUCCCAGGACUCCCUGUUUUCUAUCACUGGCCGACAGUGUAACUUAUUUACAGACGCCCUUUUGCCGACCAUUAGAGUUUAACUCUUUUGCGCCUGAGGCAGUGAUCUGUCUUGACUAUUUUAACCCAUAGUUGGGACAAUCGUUGGUGAGUACCAGAGCGUGUCCACACACCGGUGGGUCAUGUGUACUGCACCUCUGGGGCUGCUUGUUGCUCCGCGAUCCCCUGCAUGUCAGCUUUGGGUCGCGAAACCCAAAUGAUCAGGGUGGCCAACGGGGAGGCCAUGUAGGAGUCUUGAGUAAGGAGAGGUUAUGACUGGCAAGAGGAGGCUGAUGACAGAGCUGCUCCCCGGUUCACGCAAGGGCCGGUUGGUCUGGGUGCAAGCCAAAAAACAACCUUACUACAGCACGACACUUCACUUACCCCUGUGACUUAGAGUCGCCCUCCCUCCUUGAUAUUUGAUUUUUUUGUUAAAAGCCUCAAAUUAAAGCUGAAAGUCGACACUUGAGUCACAUCUUGAACGAUCACUUCAUGUUGUGGUGGUGUACAAGGGAAACGUCACUGACACCACGUCACUGUCCAGAUGUUUACAGACCUGACUGUAUAUUCAGGUGAAUCAGGUCCUACUGUAAAAUAUUUUAAGUGAUUAUUAUUUUAAAAUACUUUCUUUUUUUGUGCUGGAAAAAAAAAAGCUCAGAGACGAGCAAAUUUCAGAAAGCUGAUGAACUGAAAGCUGUAAACAAGACAAGUGAGAAGAAAAUAGUCACACACCCAUGUGAGAGAACUGCGCACGUGUGUGUGUGUGUGUGUGUGUGUUCCAGUUCUGCUUGUCGUCUCAUCUAGGCUAUUUAUUUACAUUCUUUCAGCUAAAGUGACUUUUCUUUUAUGACUGAACCACUCAUCAGUUUUAUUAAGUUUUAUAUUCUAUUGUUUCAUCAUUAAUAAGUGCUGAAAAACAGGAAUUGUUGUAACAUUUAUUUCCUCUAUUCAUACUUGUGAAAUGUAAUCUUGCAUAAUCAGGAAGUGUGUUAUUCCUUCAUAAAUAUAAAAAACAUUACAGAAAUAAUAUAAACUUCAUGACUUUUUUUUAUUUUUUACUUAUUUACUUCAUUACUUUCUUAAAACUUUUUGUUUUUUGCUUUGUGUUUAAACU
Messenger RNA from Neoarius graeffei (lesser salmon catfish), 5733 nucleotides. It is a transcript of the gene cd7al, whose product is annotated as cd7 antigen-like. NCBI's taxonomy places the organism in Eukaryota, Metazoa, Chordata, Actinopteri, Siluriformes, Ariidae. Gene Ontology annotation, biological process: adaptive immune response. The transcript is spliced from 5 exons. The record is from RefSeq and is a predicted model, not a curated record. Gene Ontology annotation, cellular component: membrane. Bases 789 to 1466 code for a protein of 225 amino acids. Gene Ontology annotation, molecular function: signaling receptor activity.